ACACAACAUGCCGGCGUCUCCCCUGAGGCUCCUCUUCGAUUAUCAAACGUCUUCUAUGACUAGUUUGUGGUAUUUCUAAGAAGUGGAGAACCAAGGCGAGUUGUCUGUCGCUUACAUGCUUGUAACAUUCCGAGACGCCUUGAUCUUGAUUAGUUGAGGGUGAUUCAGGCCCUCAUUCCCUACAUAAGCCGAGCUUGCCCCUCACUAGAUUCAUCCAUAGAGCCAACCCUCAUCGACGAAGUAAUUUGGGUUCAUUUCCGUCAUCUCAUCCUAUGUAACCCUCACUCAUCCAGCUCACCAAUUUUCCAAGACUCGAAUUGCUUAAAAGUCCAUUGAAGGAGCUCAUAACCGGUGUACUACAAUGGCCGACCCCGCAACGGAGGUCAAGAAGCCGGCGCGGCUCCCGUCGCCGACGCACCACGUCGUCGUCAAGCUCGAGACGAUCCACGUCCCGCUCCCGGACGUCGACACGGGUACCCUGACGCACGAGGUCAUCGGGUACGAGUACACACGGCCCUCGCAGCCCGGCGUCGCGGCGGCGAGGGCCUGGCCCGCGAGCGUGCUCAUCACGACAACGGUACCGAUCAACGCCGAGACGCUCGGGGAUGCGCCGUAUCUGAAAUGCGUCAUCACCGAUUCGACGGGGACGGAUCACGUCGAUCUGGAUGAGUGUAGGCGGCGAGGGAUCACCGUCAUGUACUCGCCCAACGCCACCGUUGAAGCCGUAUCCGAGCACGCCCUCGCCCUGUACUUCUCGACCCGCAGGCGUCUCGUCACGCUGCACAACACAAUGAUGGACCACGACGACACGCGUCCGAACCCCUGGCGCGCGAAGGGGAGCAUGUCCUCGCUUCUCCUUGACGCCGAGGGCCGCCCGCCGCACACCUGCGGCAACGAGGUCGUCGGCGUCAUCGGCUACGGGCCCAUCGGGCAGCGCGUCGCCAAGUUGUGCCGCGCACUCGGCAUGGAGGUCCUCGUCGCAGCCCGCAAGGACGCCGAGCCCUCCCCUCCCCCAAUCACAUCCGCCUCCGCGACGCAGUCCAAAAGCGACCCCCGCACCCCGUUCGCCGAGGUCCUCCGGCGCGCCACGGUCCUCUUCCUCGUCGUGCCGUUGACACCCGACACGCGAAACCUCGUCGCCGCCCGCGAACUCGAGACGUUGCGGCCCGACGCCGUACUCGUCAACGUUGGCCGCGGCGGUACCGUCGACGAGGCGGCACUGCUCUCGGCGCUGCGGGAGGGGAGGAUCGCGGGUGCGGCGACGGACGUCUUCGAGGUCGAGCCGGCGGGCAGCGCCGCCGACAGCGUGCUGCUGGGCGAGGGGGCGCGCGGGGUCAACCUCACGCUUACGCCGCACCUGGCAUGGUGCGCGGACCAGACGAGGGUGAACAUCCGGAGGGUCGUCGGGGAGAACGUGAGGGCGUUCGUGAGGGGGGAGAAGGAGGGCAACUUUGUGCUCGAUAUGCGGUGA
Molecule: messenger RNA, 1471 nt
Organism: Colletotrichum destructivum
Lineage: Eukaryota; Fungi; Ascomycota; Sordariomycetes; Glomerellales; Glomerellaceae
Product: Putative D-isomer specific 2-hydroxyacid dehydrogenase, catalytic domain-containing protein
Exons: 3
Coding region: 362-1471 (369 amino acids)
Molecular function (GO): NAD binding; oxidoreductase activity, acting on the CH-OH group of donors, NAD or NADP as acceptor
Source: RefSeq, a predicted model, not a curated record